Messenger RNA from Diachasmimorpha longicaudata, 9165 nucleotides. It is a transcript of the gene sdk, whose product is annotated as protein sidekick. Gene Ontology annotation, biological process: cell-cell adhesion. The record is from RefSeq and is a predicted model, not a curated record. Gene Ontology annotation, molecular function: protein binding. Bases 771 to 7364 code for a protein of 2197 amino acids. NCBI's taxonomy places the organism in Eukaryota, Metazoa, Arthropoda, Insecta, Hymenoptera, Braconidae. The transcript is spliced from 9 exons.
UCCCCGCACUUGGAUCCCCUAACGUACCGUCAAUUCGAGUUGCAUUCCACAGUGAAGCGCAAGCGACUCCCGACUGUUUAAUUGUCUCCUGUCUCAUUCUCCGAUAAAAGUGAAAAAACCACCAGAUUUCUUCGUGGUCCCCUUUCCCCAGUGCACCCACAGUCUCGCUACAAUUAUUAACCCCCUGUUUAUUGUGUCCGACGUCAGUGAGAAAAUAUUCACAACUGUUGUCAAACAAAACAAAUAAUCGGGUACCUCACGAUCGAAAAUCGUUUACGUUUCCAACCUGAUGCCAGGCUGGGUCUUCGCAGGGUUGCCAGGUUUGUCCUAAAGGUGAACGUAAACCCAUUGUGCCCCGUGAGGGAAGAAAAAAAAACGUGACAAGAUAUUGAAAUCGUUCAGGAGCUAACGAUAAAUUGUGAGAGUGAUUUUAAGAGGAAAAAUUGUGCAAUUUCUCGUCAAUUCUAAUGAAAAAUCUGUGAUUUGUGGAGAUUAAGGGAAUCAUCAUUGUGACCAGUUGAUUUGUGUAACAGAAGAUGAAACGAAGACGGAAUAGAUGACUCGAUUUAAUUUAUACCGACGUGAGAAACAACGAAGUGGUUUUUCUCCUAUUUUUGUGAGAACAAUUGAGCUUGAGACAAUGGGAAGGUACCGGUGGAACAGUUCCUAUUGGUCUGUCGUGUGAACGUACGUUGGGCCCAGAUUGUUUGUAAUUUAUUUUAAUAUUUAAAGGGGAAUUGUGAGUGAGGGGUGAUCAAAUCAGUGGGAAAAUGGGAUUUAGAAUGAGAUUCACCACGCUACUGGGGAUUUUUGUUACGGUACAUCUACUAGCGACUACGGGGACCGCCACAGAGUCUUUGCAAGAGCCACGCUUUGUACAGCAGCCGUCCGGGGUCAGCAACAUCCUGAUUGAGAAUCGAACAAAGAUUUUACAAUGUCAAGCUCGAGGAUAUCCACAGCCCAAGUAUCGAUGGUUCAAGGAUGGAGUUGCAUUGAGCAACGAGCUGACGUCCGAGUCCUUCUGGAGGAUUCAGAGCCCCAAGAGGAAAGACGCUGGUGUGUACUACUGCGUUGCCACCAACGAUGUUGGCUCGGUUUUCAGCGAACGUGUCAGAUUCUCGGUUGCUUACAUGGGCAUUUUUGAAGAUCCAACAGAAAAGAAGGUGGUGAACGUUCAAUACGGGGAAGCAGCGGUUCUCGAGCUUCCAGAGAUCGAGAGCUACCCAUCCCCGGACGUCACCUGGUUAACGCCAGACGGUCCCAUUCCCUUCGACAUAAAGUACGCCAUGAGGGAGAAAAAACUUCUGAUUCUGAAUGCCAACGAGAGGGACGAGGGCUCCUACCGGGCGAAAGCGAUGAACACCCAAAUCGAUAAGGAGGAGUACUCUCCCUCUUUCCAGUUGAAAGUAGAAGGUGACAACAGCGUUGAGAUGCCACCAACCAUCGUUGUCGAGCCCAAAGACACGAAGAUAAUCAAGGAUCAGUCGGUGACCUAUCUCGACUGCAUUGCCAACGCUCGAUCCCUUCACGAGCUGAAGAUACUUUGGACGAAGGACGGUGUGCCAAUCGAGAAUGCGAGAAUAUCCUAUGGAUUCAGCGAUCUGUGGAACAGAACUCUCGAGCUCAUAUUUGCUAACUCCACUUACUCCGGCCUUUACACAUGUCAUGUCCAUCUCAGAAGUGGUGGCUAUCCCACUAUCAAUGCUAGUGCACAGGUCGACGUUCUGGAGAAGCCAAUGUUUGUCAAUAAAUUGAAGAGAGAGACACACGGAGAGUACGGAUCCGCCGUGAAGAUUGCUUGCGAUGUCGUCGGGGUGCCAAGGCCCAAGAUCGAGUGGUUCCAUAAUGCAGAAUCUGUUCAGGGACUCCUAGGGUCUAGGUUUCACAUGGACGAUGACGGAUCACUACUUAUAAAAAGGCUGACCAUGGAAUACGCGGGUAUACUCCAGUGUUUGGCGUCGAACGAUGCGGGCGAGGUCUCGAGUUACACUUGGCUCAAGGUCAAAAGCAAGAACAGAAAGAGGGUAGUCCGUCGGGCAGCUGGCUACAGGGUAGUCAGGGUGCGACAAUCUGAUCGACGCUUUGAAUUCACACAAUACCCAGAGACAUCAACUCCAAUCUUGGAGACCAGCCCUCGAAACCUGACAGUCCUAGAUGGGAAGGACGCGAUGAUAGUGUGUCGUGCAGUGGGUGCUCCAAUUCCGAACACUACCUGGAUCCUCAACGAUACUAUACCCGUGGAAAUAGCAGGUAGGGUUCAGCUUCUAGAGACAGGUGAUCUCUCAAUUUCUGCAGUCAAGUUGAAGGACGCCGGGAAGUAUACAUGCAUUCGUUCGAACGACGCUGGUUCGGUUAAUGGCUCUGGGUACUUGUCAGUUCACGUUAGAACUCAGAUAAUCCGUCCCCCCAGUGACACCUCAGUACUCCUCGGCCACACAGCCGAGCUCCAAUGCAAAGUAUCAAACGAUCCAAGCGUUCCUUACGACAUUGACUGGUUCCACAACUCUCAGUUGAUGAACACUAGGGCCAGUCCAAGAGUCAAAAUGCGCGAUGAUGGUGCCCUUGAGAUAAUAGCAGUUCGUGCAUCUGACGUGGGGGAAUACACAUGUUCCGUCAUCUCUCCGGGUGGUAAUGAGACUCGAAGCGCUCGUCUCAGUGUCAUAGAACUCCCCUUUGCCCCCAUAAACAUCAUCGCGGAGAGAAUCGAAAGGAUAUCCCUGCGUGCGAUAAAUAUUUCUUGGGUCCCAGGCUUUGACGGUAACAGCCCCACCAAGAAAUUCGUGGUGGAGAGGCGAGUGGUCCCGGAGAUGGGGCCCAUCGCUGAAACCCUAUCGAAUUGGGUGGUGGAGAACGACAAUGUAUCGGCGCAGGUCAGGUGGUGCCUGCUAACGGAUUUGAAAGCAGCGGCUGCUUAUCAAUUUCGAGUGACGGCUGUUAAUUUGGUCGGUGAGGGUCCACCGUCAGAGCCGAGUAAUAUCGUCACCCUUCCGCAGGAACCACCGUCCGGACCGCCCGUCGGUCUCGUUGGCUCAGCACGAUCUGACUCGGAAAUCAUCACCCAGUGGCAGCCACCCCUCGAGGAACAUCGGAACGGUCACAUCCUCGGGUACAUUCUGAGAUAUCGUUUGCAUGGGUAUUACAAUCAGAGCCCUUGGAUAAUUCAUAACAUCACUAAUGAAGCGCAGAAAAAUUAUCUUAUCUCGGAUCUUAUCACUUGGAAAGAUUACAUAGUUCAAAUUGCUGCGUACAAUGAUAAGGGAGUAGGCGUUUUCACGGAGGGUUUGAUUAUUAAAACUAAGGAAGGUGUGCCCGAGGCACCUCCAACUAAUGUUCGAGUUGAGGCGGUUAAUUCAACGUCAAUAGGCGUCUGGUGGAAGCCACCAAAUCCUCAGAAGAUCAACGGCAUCAAUCAGGGGUAUAAGAUUCAAGCCUGGACCGGUGGAAACUUCACAGAGAGCAAUGAAUACAAAUUCCUGAAGGUUCCACCGAGUCUUUUUGAUCCUCUUGCUGAACAAAAUGCUGUUAUCAGUGGUCUUAAGAAAUACACCGUCUACAACAUCACUGUUCUCUGCUUCACGGAUCCUGGAGACGGUCAACGCUCCAGUCCAAUCGAAGUCAGGACCAGUGAGGAUGUGCCCGGAGAAGUGGAGAACCUUCAAUUCGAUGAUAUCAGUGAUCGAGCUCUGACUGUCAAGUGGAGUCCACCGUCAGAGAUUAAUGGUGUACUCACCAGCUAUCAGCUGAAGUAUCAGAUUAAAGAUAAUGUUGAUUCCCUCCGAGUUCUCAAUUUCAGUUCUGAUACGUUAUCGUGUAAAGUGGAGCGCCUCCAGCCAACAACUCACUACCGAUUUGAAGUGAUAGCCUGGACGUCAAAGGGGUCAAGUAAACCAAGAGUCGCGACGAUACAGUCUGGGGUGGAGCCAGUGCUGCCGGAGCCGCCCUUGAAACUGGCUCUCUCCAAUAUCGAUGCUUUCUCAGUUGUCUUGCAGUUCACCCCUGGCUUCGAUGGGAACUCCUCGAUCAUCGCUUGGACGGUGCAGGCACAGACCAGACGAAACACCACCUGGUACAACAUCUACGAGGUAUCUGAUCCCGACGCAUCGACAAUAACCGUUGGAGGAUUGAUCCCCUUCAUGCAGUACAAAUUGAGAUUGAUUGCUAAUAAUGUAGUGGGUGCAUCGAAACCCUCGGAACCGACGAAGGAAUUCCAGACAAUCCAGGCACCUCCAUCCCACCCCCCAAGGAACGUAACCGUUCGGGCCAUGAGUGCAACUGAACUCAGGGUCCGUUGGAUACCCCUUCAGCAGGUCGAGUGGUAUGGAAAUCCCCGGGGAUACAACGUAACCUAUACUGAGGUCAGGACUAACAAAUCUAAGAGCAUUGCCAUUGAGGAUCACACAGCUAAUUCAUACGUCCUGGACGGCAUGGAAGAGUUUGCGCUUUAUGAGAUCGUCAUGCAGGCUUACAACGACGUGGGCUCGUCGCCGUCGAGCCCCAAAGCUGUGGAGAGAACAAGGGAGGCGGUACCCUCGGUUGGGCCAUCCAAUGUAGAGGCUAAUGCUACCUCUUCCACGACUAUUCUUGUCAAAUGGGGAGAGGUGCCGGUGGUGCAUCAGAAUGGUCAGAUCGAGGGGUACAAGGUGUACUACGGAGCGAGCGGAUCGUCCUUUCAGUACAAGAACAUCCCCAAGAAUACAACCUUCACGACCACACUCACGGAACUGAGAAAGUUCGUUCAGUAUCACAUUCAGGUGUUGGCGUAUACAAGACUGGGAGACGGAGCCCUCAGCAUUCCUCCAGUGAGGGUACAGACAUUCGAGGAUGUCCCGGGACCGCCGUCAAACGUCUCAUUUCCCGACGUCAGCUUCAGCACAGCUAGGAUUAUCUGGGACACUCCGGAGGACCCCAACGGUGAGAUUCUCGCGUACAAAGUUCUCUUUCAUCUGAACAACAGUCAAGAAAGACAGUUCUCGAAGGAGUUCCCAGCGUCGGACAGAACAUUCCAGGCUAAUGGUCUCGAGUCGGAAAAGUACUACAUGUUCUCGGUGGCAGCGCAGACCAGGUUAGGCUGGGGUAAGACCGCUUCUGGACUGGUUCUGACGACUAAUAACAGAGAGAGACCACAGCCGCCCUCGAUACCGCAGGUCAGCCGGUCGCAGGUCCAGAGCAGGCAGAUCACCUUUUCGUGGACACCUGGACCCGAUGGCUUUGCACCACUGCGUUAUUACACGGUGCAGAAGAGUGAGAACUCUGGCCCUUUUCAGACCAUUCCUGAGAGGGUCGACCCCACUCUCAUGUCAUACACUGCUAAUGAUUUGAAACCAUUUGCGUAUUAUCAGUUUAGAAUUCAGGCGACUAAUGAUAUUGGACCUUCAGUGUGGAGUGCUGAAUCCGUUCAGGUGCAGACCCUGCCAGCUGCACCUGCUAGAGGUGUAUCUGGUCUCAGGGUCGUGCCAAUCACGACUACAAGCAUCGAAGUCCAUUGGGACGUCAUUGAAGAAGUUCACUGGAGUGGAGAUCAUGAGACUGGUGGCUAUCGGGUUGUCUACCAACCGGUCUCCGAUUUCCCGACAGCUCUCGAAGCAACUCCAAAGCAGGAGAUCCUGGGGAUCAAGCAGACCAGGAUGAUCCUCAGCGAUCUGAUGGAGGAUCGCAAUUACGAGAUCGUCGUUCUUCCUUUCAAUUCUGAGGGGGAUGGCCCAGCCAGCCCUCCUGUCACCGUUUACGUCGGGGAGGCAGUUCCCACGGGUGAGCCUCAGAGUGUCAAAGCUGAACCCAUCUCCGGGACUGAAGUGACACUCCAGUGGAAGCCACCACUCGCCAACAUGCAGAAUGGAGAUCUCUUGGGCUACAAGAUAUUUUAUCUUGUGACUGAUUCCCCUCAGCCAUUGGAGAAGAAACAAGAGGAGGAGAUGGAGGUCGUUCCUGCUUCCUAUCUCACACACAAUCUCGUGUUCCUGGAUAAAUACACUGAGUACAGGAUUCAGGUGCUGGCGUUUAAUCCCGCUGGUGAUGGGCCUCGAUCACCACCGAUAACUGUGAGGACUAAGCAGGAUUUACCUGGUACACCGAUCAAUCUCCGCUUCUCGGAGAUUACUAUGACGAGUAUGAGGGUCUCUUGGGAUCCCCCCAAGAUGAGGAAUGGGGAGAUUGUGGGGUACAUUGUGACGUAUGAGACUGCUGAACAGAAUGACAAGUUUAGUAAGCAGGUGAAGCAGAAGGUGACUGAGACGAGUCUGCUUGUUCAGCCUCUGGAGGAGGAAGUUAUGUACACAUUUAUGGUUCGUGCAUUGACCAUUGAUUUUGGACCACCGAUAUCGGGUAAUGUGACGACCGGGCCACAAGACGGGUCACCCAUGGCACCGACCAAACUCAGUGUCACCAAGACUCCGGUGUCCAGUGUCGAUAUGCAGUGGGUCAAUGGUGCCUCUGGAAAAGGACCCAUUCUCGGCUACUACAUCGAGACACGACGAAAAGACGACACAAGAUGGCAGACAAUAGUGAAGACAAGCAACGGUCCCCUGAACGACUACUCCGUGUCGUACCAAAACCUUCUCCCAUCGACGUCAUACCUCUUCCGGGUGAUUUCCUACAACCGAUACGGGAUAAGCUAUCCCGCCUACUCCUCAGCAACAGUGGUAACACCCUCGAAGCUCUACUUCGAGUACGCCUACCUCCAGUACCAGCCCUUCUACAGGCAGACGUGGUUCAUGGUGACCCUGGCAGCCACAUCAAUUAUCAUUAUCAUCAUGGUGGUGGCAGUGCUUUGUGUGAAGAGCAAGAGUGACAAGUACAAACAGGAGGCGCAGAAGACCCUCGAGGAGUCGAUGGCUAUGGACAUCGAUGAUAGACAGGCCUCGGAUCUCUCACUGUACAGGACCAGACCAUCUGGAGGGCUUAGUAUCGGUGGUGCUUGUGGUACACUGGGGAAGAGGAACACUCUUGGUAGAAAAUCAAUGCAUCCACCACCACCUCCAAUGCAUGGAAAAUCACCACCCAGACCCUCACCUGCAUCAGUUGCUUAUCACAGUGAUGAGGAGAGUUUGAAGGGAUAUGACGAGAACCCUGAUGACUCCAGUGUCACUGAAAAACCCUCCGAAAUCAGCUCUACUGACUCUCAGGGCUCGGAAAGUGAGAACGAGAGCGUGCAAUCAGAUCCCCACUCCUUCGUGAACCACUACGCCAAUGUCAACGACUCCCUCCGCCAGUCCUGGAAGCGCCAGAAGCCAGUGCGAAACUACUCGUCUUACACGGACUCCGAGCCAGAGGGUAGUGCGGUUGUAAGUCUGAAUGGCGGACAGAUAAUCAUGAACAAUAUGGCAAGAUCUAGAGCCCCAUUACCCGGAUUCUCAUCGUUCGUAUGAUAAUUCCGCGGAUGAGAAUAAAUCGUUAUUAUUGUGAUAUACAACUUUAACAUUAUACAAUUUAUUAAUUUAUAGUCGAUUCACUCGUCCAGAUCUCCGUAGUUUAUGAUGAGGAGGAGAUUACUUAAGCAAUACUAGAGGGGAAUAUGAAACAUUAGAAAAGGUGACUAUUUAGGUGAAAGAUUUUUGAGGAUUAUGUGAUCCUCAAGAGCAGCUGACUCCGUUAAAAGUAAAGAAAAACAUCGUGAAAAUCUUUUUCGUUGUUUUUAGUGGAAGUCAAAUGCUCACCAGGGUCAGAAAAUUAAUUCUCCCACCUUUUCUCUGUUCUCGUCCAGAGGUCAUUUGACCCUCAAUUCAAAGAUACUUUAAUUAUCUUAAAGAGUCGUUUUUUCUGUAGUUUCAUUUUGCCCAUCUUCUCUUAGGUAGAAUGUAUUUUGAGGUAUCCUGGAGCUUUCAAAUAUUCAUUAAUCGAUAUCAUUCAUAUCCACUCGUGAGAUUCUUAUGAAGUUAUCAUAUUUAUCGCCUGUGCCACUCCCUUAUUUUUAUUUUUUAUUUUAUUAUGAAGAUGAGAUUUUUCCUGGAGUCAGAAAAAAAUGGUUUUGCUGGGGAAUCACCUUCUUGGGAUAAGAAUUUAAUUUUUUUUUAAUUUAUUUCUCGAGGCAAGUGAUACCCAAUCAAUUAUCCAAUUCAUUAAUUGAGUAAUUAAAAAUAAAUUUAUCUCCCAACAGAAUGAUCCUUUAGCAAAUGUUUUUCGUCAGUGUUCGCCAUCCUUUGUAAAUGUAACUUUCACUCAUGCGUACACCCUGUAAUAUCGAAAAAAAAACCAUAUCGUUGUACUCAGUACGUAAGAAACUUUUUUGUAAAGAAUAUUAGGAAGAGUUAAUAAUCGAGUGUCUGUAAAUAUUACCAACACACUUGACUGAAGAUUUAAUUUUUAUUAUUCAAUUGGUUCCUCUUGACGACGGGGAUAUUUAAUUGUAGGGACAUUGUCUGUCGUGCCGUGAGAAAUUUCGAUGACAAGAUCUGCUUUUUGCAACCGAGAAAUUUUUAUUCAUUAAUUUUCUUAAUUUUUGUUUAUCUACGAAGUUCUUAAAAUGAAGUGCAGGAACCAAUCGACAAAUAAAUUGAAUUAAAUUUAUAAUAAAAAAAUUUUUGUGGUGAAAUUUUCUCAAAAUAUCUCGGAAAUUUACAAAAAACCCAAAAAUCUAUAUUGAACUGGUUUUUGUAGAUAUCUCUAAAUAAAGUAACAAUCCGGACAAUCCAGUCAGACAUUUUGUUAUGCAAAAAAUAAGUUUGAACGGGAAUUCUGUGUUAUAACAAAAUUUUAAAGUCACUUUGAAGUUUCUUAAUUGUAGUCUGAUCUUUCUCGUAUAUUUUUUCAAAAAUAUUAUUAAAUCAUGUGGUUAAUGAAUUUUGAUACCGAUAUUUGAGUUGGGAUAGGGAAAUUGUAAUAUUUUUUUCUUUAAAUCGGCGAAACAUUGGGUUACAAUUUUCAUCCCAUCACCGUGUGACAGACAUGUUUCCCAAAAAUAGUUAAUAAACCAAGAAUUUUAGGACCAAUAUACUCGGGAGGGUAGGAAAAAGGCUGAAUCUACAAAUUCGUAUUAAUAACCCUGAAUGCUACAAUCAGGGCGCUCUCACUGCCCACCACGAGACAAUUUCUGAGUUUAAUUUUUUUUCUAUUUAUAUGUAAAACUAGGAGAAUCUACUUAUCAAUCAAUAAGUAACUUUAAGAAAUGUUUUUUCCUUUCGUACAUGUUAUUACCUUUAAUAAAAACAAUUUAUUAAAUUUGUAUCAAUA